AUGAACUCGACGUCGAUUACACCGGAAACUUACAGCCAUGAACUGCCUUCAUCAUCAUUGGCUGUGAAACGAGAUUCCAGUGUUUCGCAGCAUUACCCACAGCGCAUUUGCCAACCAUCUACCAAGGCUUUAAUUCUACAACAAAAGUACCAGGAAGAGCAGCAACAAUUGAUGCUGUCUAGAGCCGCCACGACAGAUGAAGAGCUUCUAUGUCGGACUAUGAAAUACGUUGCUCCUCAUUUGUCAUUGAAAGAAGAGGCAGCGGCGAUUCGAGAACGGUCUAAUUCACUGGCAGUAUUGGAGUCUAUGCGAUCGCACUUACCGGACAAUGGCCACAUGAUGAGUGUGAAAGCUACAGCCAAGCUAAAGAAAGAGAUGAACAAAGCGGUGAAAGUGAUUGAGACCUUUUUUUCUCCAAAGCUUUUGAAAGACCAGUCGAUUCCACACGAACUAUUGGCUGAAGCGUACGGACUGGUGUUUAUCACGAUGUACAAGGCGGGAUUCUUGGUUUCGGGCAAGAUUGGAACGGGCUUUGUCAUUUCGCGUACAACUGGAGGAUGGUCGGCACCAAGUUUUUUGACGUCAGGAGGUUUUGGCUUUGGUAUGAUCGCUGGUGGUGAAGUUGUCAACUACAUGAUCAUUCUAAGUUCGAGGAGUGCUGUCAAGGUGUUUACCAGAAAUGGUCAAGUGCAGCUGGGAUCGGAGCUUGAUAUUGCAGUUGGCCCCAUUGGUCGAGCUACUAGCGCUUCACUAAACGUUGGCCUAGGUGGUAUUGCGCCGAAUUUUUCGUACAGCCACAGCAAGGGACUCUACGGAGGCGUUGGCCUUAGCGGCGGUGUCAUUUGUACACGCAAGUCACUGAACGCCAGGUGCUAUGGUCCGAAUAUUACAGUGCGGCAGCUUUUGGGUGGAGAAGUAGCGUGUCCGCUAGCUGUGCCGCUUUGGAGAGCGCUGGACAAGGCACUUGACAUGCAGCGUGAAUACGUAAAUGGCUGUCCAGUGCUGGCACCCUCGCAUACGGGGAUGGCUUGCAAUGCGUGCAACCAUGUUCACUCGUUUGGAAGCAACCCGAAUGCUUGCACGAACUGCGGAAAUUUGCUGGUCUACAGCGUGGGCGUGCACUCUGGAAAGCGCAAUACCAGUCAGCUCAUUCCAUCGACCUCGAUGAAUUACCCAACGGCGGAAGCCUAG
Peronospora farinosa is the source of this 1191-nucleotide messenger RNA. Lineage: Eukaryota; Oomycota; Peronosporomycetes; Peronosporales; Peronosporaceae. The record is from the annotation of a GenBank genome assembly.